Molecule: messenger RNA, 1379 nt
Organism: Erigeron canadensis
Lineage: Eukaryota; Viridiplantae; Streptophyta; Magnoliopsida; Asterales; Asteraceae
Product: putative 12-oxophytodienoate reductase 11
Exons: 4
Coding region: 110-1258 (382 amino acids)
Molecular function (GO): oxidoreductase activity; FMN binding
Source: RefSeq, a predicted model, not a curated record
ACGGUCGCAGAUUAAUUAGGAUCGAGUGGUGAUGUGAUGUCAAACAUAGACUAGAAUUUUGUAUAUGUUCUAGCCUAUAUAAUAAAGUUCUCUGUUGCAAACAUUAUUGAUGGUGAAUGAGGGAGUAAACAUGGAAAAAGAAGACCAAACGACAUCGGACUCCAUACCCAUCCUCACACCAUAUAACAUGAAAAUAUUCCAUCUUUCUCAUAGGGUUGUUUUGGCACCUUUAUCGAGGCUAAGAUCCUACAAUUUUACCCCACAGCCACAUGCCAUUUUGUACUAUAAACAAAGAACCACAAAAGGUGGUUUUCUAAUCAGUGAAGCAUCUGGGAUUUCAGAAACUGCUCAAGGUUUGCCAAAUACACCUGGAAUUUGGAAGAAAGAGCAUGUAGAAGCAUGGAAACCAAUAGUAAAUGGUGUCCACGAAAAUGGAGGAAUCUUCUUUUGUCAAUUGUGGCAUUCUGGUAGAGUGUCUAAUAAUUUUUAUCAGCCAAACGGCCAGCCUCCAAUCUCGAGCACUGACAAGCCAAUUCUAAAGCAGCAAUACAUUGGUGGUCAUGGAGAAAAUGAUGCUCAAUAUUCAACUCCACACAGAUUAACCAUCGAUGAAAUAUCUCGAGUCGUUGACGACUUUCGAAUGGCUGCAAGAAAUGCAAUGGAAGCAGGUUUUGAUGGGGUCGAGAUUCAUGGAGCAAACGGAUACUUGGUUGACCAGUUCAUGAAAGACCAAGUAAACGACCGGACCGAUCAAUACGGAGGAAGUCUACAAAACCGUUGUCGUUUUCCACUCGAAGUCGUGGAAGCAAUAUCAAACGAAAUAGGAGCUGAGAGAGUAGGAAUGAGGUUGUCUCCGUUUGCCAACUACAACGAUUCAAGCGACUCGGAUCCUCACUCACUUGGCACUUUUAUGGCCGAGUCACUGAGUCAACUCGGGAUCGCUUAUUGUCACGUGAUCCAGCCACGAAUGGUGACUCAGUUUGAGCGAGUGGAAACUCGUGAUAGUUUGGUUGAGAUGAGAAAAACGUUUAAAGGUACUUUUAUGGUCGCGGGUGGGUACUAUGAUCGAGAUGAAGCGAGUCGUGUGAUUGAAAAACGGGAAGCGGAUCUUGUAGCAUUUGGGCGUGCGUUUUUGGCGAAUCCAGAUUUGCCUCGCAGGUUUAGGCUGAAUGCACCAUUAAACGAGUAUGAUAGAAGUACAUUUUAUACGGAUGAUCCCGUUGUUGGAUACACGGAUUACCCAUUGCUUGAUGAUUAAUCAAUUUAGGCAUAUAUGUAUUAAUAUAAUAGAUAAAAGUAAGAUGUGUCCUUAAUAUAUAUGUUCUGGAUCUUUCGCUAGCUGAUUUUGUGUACAUACAAAAGUAAAAGUUGUUUCGUAA